GGGCUGCUGCGUACACCUGUUCUCGCCGUCUCACCUGCUACCUUACAGAUGCUCCCCCGCAGCUGGUUGCGUGGCGACUCGGGUCAUGCUGGGCCGUGUUAGAGGAACUCCAAUUCCCUCAAUUCUCGGCGCAGGAACAAAAAGCCUCCCCCUCCCCCCCCUUCUUCCUCCCCCAACUCCGAUAAGGCGGAAGUCGGAUCGUAUGUGCUGACGUCACGCGCGGUCGGCAAAAGUAAGCCGCGCCAUGUCCCGCAAGAGAGCGCGGGAGGCCGACCCCGACGACGACCACUGGGACGAAGAGCUGCACGACCCCGCCGCUGGGCAGCAGUUCUGUCCCCUGUCACAGGUUCGGACGCUGUUUGUCAGCGGUCUACCAAUGGACGCGAAGCCCAGAGAACUGUACCUUCUCUUCAGAGCUUAUGAGGGUUACGAAGGAUCACUCCUCAAGGUGACCAGUAAGAACGGCAAAACAGCCUCGCCGGUGGGGUUCGUCACGUUCAGCACGCGGGCAGGAGCCGAGGCUGCUAAACAGGAUUUACAGCAGGGCGUGCGCUUUGACCCGGACAUGCCGCAGACCAUCCGACUCGAGUUUGCUAAAAGUAACACCAAAGUUAGCAAGCCAAAGCAGCAGUCACCCCCGGCGGCGGCUCCACACCCCACUCUCGUGCACCCCUUCACCGGACUAGAGCUGAACCCUGCGUUCUUUCCGGGCGCCCCCGACGUGUGGCCGCCCCACCCCUUGGCCUACACAGCAGAGUUGCCGGGCGCUGCAGCUGCCGCGGCCGCAGGUCUCCAGCACCACCCCGCCCUCUUCCCCGCCCUCCACGCCCAAGUCCCACAGUCUCAUUUCCUGUUGCAGCCUCCUUUAGCCUUGACCCACGCCCCAAUGGUGUCCCACGCUGGAGGGGUGGUGAUGCCGUCUCCCGCACUGGCCUCACCUGCUGGUUCUCCCCAUUCAGCCCAACCAGCACCCCCCCAACACCCCGCCGCACCACACAACCCUCCCUGCUCUACACUCUUCAUCGCAAACCUUGGCCCAAAUGUCGCCGAGCAUGAACUCAAGGAUAUCUUCUCUAGCUUCCCUGGCUAUGUUCGCCUGCGCAUGCACACUAAGGGAGGCACUCCUGUUGCCUUUGUCGAGUUCUCUGAUGUGAGGUUUGCCAGCACGGCCCUCACUUCACUGCAGGGCUUUGUCUUGGUGUCCUCAGAUCGUGGCGGAAUCCGCAUCGAGUACGCCAAGAAUAAAAUGGGCGAGGGACACAAGACUGAAGUUGAUGGAACCCAGGCCUGCAGCCCACAUGGAGCGCCUGGCAUCAUAACUGUUCUGGCUUAGGGAACCACAAAGAAACCAGAGGGGGAUGAAUCCAAGAAGAAAUUAUCUUUAAAGGAGUCAGGAAGCAUGAUUCACGAGUUUAAAACAAACAUUUAAAAAACAGUAAACUUAUAAUUUUCAGGUUUUCACAAAGUAAAGAUUCAAAUUCUAUGUGGCUGUAGGCCGUGCACUGUGAUCAACAAUUUAAUAAUACAGACUGGAGUAUGUUGUUAGUGUGCUAUCAGGAGGAAAAAGGAAAAAGGAUUUUCUAUCAUAAGACAAAAAUUUAAUAAAUUUUUACUUGUCCUUGUUGACUUUUAAAAUGUUAGCAAGAGAUAUUCAUAGAUGGGAUUAGUUGAAAAAAUUAAGCAGUUUUGAGAGAGAAUGCUUGGAUUUGGCUGCAUGCAUCUGAAAAUUUGGAGAAAAUUUGUUGGUUAUUCUAUGCUUCAGUUUUAAGUUUAAUGGAAGGCAAGGUUUGCUAUGGACCUCCCACUUUUUCAGAAACAAAGUGAAGUUAAGGGUGAAGAUGUUUCAAGUCUAACCUUAUCAACACUGCUCUUUCACAACAAACCCAGUUUAAAUAGAGAUAUUUAGAAGAUUUAAUAAGCUUAUCAUGCCUUGUGCUUGCUGUAACCUGAAGGGAGAGUUGUGCAUGUCAGAUGUCACCAAAUCCUAAGGGGUGUUGUGGACAUCAAACCCCGGGCAUUGACAGUACAGUAGUGUUCUCAUUGACAAAGAAGGAAUCUCAGGCCCGUCAAGGAGAAUCCAAAUCCUUAUCCAUUGUUCCUUUUAUGUACCAAAGAAUUCUAGUUCAUCUAGGAAUCUAUACCAAAGCAAAGAAUGAGCUGCUCACAUGAUGAGGUAACAGCAAGCAUGGGCAUGCAGUAGAUUAGGAGAAAAUAUUUUUUGAGUCUAUGAUAAGCCAGAUACAAGAUGUGCUUCUGUAGUAAGUCCUGGCAAGCAUUUGGGAGUGCUGAUGAUAAUGGAGCUUUUCACUUUAACAUGAAAACAAGGUGCUCAUAUCAUAUUUACUGCUGCACCUUGAAUUUUUAUGUUUACCAGUGUUUGAAAUGUAUAGUUUUAAUUUGCAUAUCAUCCUAAAAAAUAUCUUUGGUGUGUCAGUUGAUAUGGAGCUAUGUUUAUUGAUAGCAAUAAACCUUUAAUUAAUGAAAUAAUGUAUAACAUGUGAUUGUGUGCCACUUCUGAUGGCAGCUGAUUGGUUUAAAUGGCAGUGUGUGGCAAAGAUGCCACUGUAAGGUUAGCAGUCCCAUAGAAUGACUGUGGCACACCCUCAUGUUGUUAUUUGUAUAUAGUAAUACACUAUUCUGCUACAGUGUUAGAAAAUAUUGAUUGUCCAUAUUUUUUGCCUCUAUAUUCCGUUCCAAUACCCCAGUCUUGGUUGUUGAUGUUGAAACCAUAAUAUGUAUGAAGUACAUACCAGCCAGAAGAGGCUGACUGUUUGACCAGGACUUGCCCUGCUAGACUAAGUCUAAAAUUAAGAACAGGUACAUAUCAUUUUACCAUUGGAAAUAUCCUGUUUACAAUAUUGUUCUUUAUUAGAUGCCUGUAUGAAACUUUACAGACAAUGUUAUGUUGUACCGUAAUACCUGAGGUGAAGCUUGUGGUGUGUGAAGAUUCUUGAUGUUAUUGUAGGGCAAGUCCAUAUUACUGUCUCAGUUGCUGAAUGUGGUAUAUAAUAUACAUAUCUGUUUUGUCAUAUUGUAGUAUGUAUUCAGUGUUUGUUAGGAGGCAUACACGUUUCUCAUUAACUUUACCAUAAUUGAGUUUGUGAUGUCCUAUUACAGGAUUUUGAAUUUUAAAAAAUAAUUAGGAUGGGUGUUAAGCUUUAAGUGAUGAACCUGUGUGCCCCCGUAUGUAGGCCAGGGCACACCAAACAACAAGCUGUUGCUUUUUCAUGCCCCGUGUCCUGUCUGCUGAAUGAACCCCAGUGGUUAUAUACCCUCAAGCUUUGUGGGUUAUUUUUCAAGUCUGAACUGAGGAGAUGCAGAAAAGGUAUUGGUAUGACCACUGCAGAAACAAGUAGCCUGUCCAGGAGUCUGUCAUACUCAUAACAUCACUUGUUACACAUUCGAUCAUAAUAGUUUUAAAACAUAGCAAGAAGAGUCUGCCAUUCUCAAAAUUACAAAGAUGCAAUUUCUUGUUAAAUUUCUGUUCCCUGGGCAGGCACUUCUUUUUGGCAGAAGACAGGAGGUCUCUGCUCAAGGUUGUAAAACUAAAAACAUAAAAAAAAGAAAAUGAAAAAAAAACUAAAAAAAUUUUAAAAAACUAAAAAAAAAAAAAAGAUAAAAAUAAAAACUACGAGUAAGGCAGCCCUGACUCUUGUGCUCAGUACCCACUGUGAUCUUACAGGUAACUUGGUGUCCUUCUGCUGCCUUGUGAGGAAAUGCCUACCUUCUGCACAUAACUAUGUACAUGGUCCCCAGCUUAGACUUGAAACUCACAGCUUGAUACUUCUCCGUCCAUUUUGAAAACUGUAGCUGUUAUGAGCUCAACAGGUGAUGUUCUUUUAGUACAUAUCAGUAGGCAAGUAGAUUUCAGGUGAGAAGGCGUUACAAUGAUGUCUAUAGCGAGAUGAAACAUUUCAGUGGUGUAUAUGAUUAGGACCCUUUAUGCUGUAGUUAUCUCUUGCUGUGUGGUAUAUACAUAUAAUUUUCAUUAUUUCAUUAUUAUUGUUAACAUUAAUAUUAUAAUUAUUAUCAUUAUCAUUAUCAUUACUGAUUUUUUUAUUUUUUAUUAUGGAAUCUUCUCAUCUGAAACGCUGGCCAGUCGGCUUUUCUAGAGGGCCCUUAUAUACAUAUUCUAUUAGAAGGUAAUGUAAAGAAUAUGUGUAACAAAGUCAGUGAUCAUUCCUUUCUUAGGUUAAAGUUAUUCUUACUGCAUAAUUGAUUAAGUGCCCUUUCUAGAAUUGUCCAAUAUUCUAUGCCUUACAACAAGAUAACGAAGCCAUUUUCUAAGGAUUAUUAUGUUAGUAGUUUCUGCAUAUUAAAGAACAAUCUAUUGGUUUUUGAAGAUUAUUUCCAUAUGUCAUUUUCAUCCAGUGUAUGGACAAUACUUGUGUUCUAGUAAAGGUUGGAUUUAAGAGCAUUGGUCAAGUAUAUUUGUAUUGCCAUGCUAUGUAUUUUUUUUCUUCUUCUCUAAAAGUGAACAAAACUGAUGGUUUGUUGCCAGUCUUUAUUUUAAUUAGGAAUAUUUUCUAUUGUUUUGUUUUAUUUUGACAUGCAGGUCAGUAGCUUUGCUGCAUUUUGUCGUUUUCCCUACAUAAUUGCCUAUUAUGUGUGUUGUAGAGACAAGUGACCUUUAAAUUGAACACUUUGCCAGCACAUGUCCACCAUCUCAAGCAAGGACAUAAAGGCUAGGUUGUGGGCACUCCCUUAGCUCAAGCCCCUAGCAAUGGAGAAAAGAAUUCCAUACUUCAAAUGUGUAAUACUAUAUUUUGUUUACCUCCUUUUUUGGUGAUUUAUCAAGGUCAAAAAGUAAAAAAGAGAGUUGUGCCUGUAAGGUUUUCAUUUUUGUAUAUUUUUGGGUUUGUUUGUUUUUUAGAUAUAUUUAUAAUCAUGAUCAUUGGUCAUGCAAUACAGGUUUUGUAUGCUGUUCUUGAACUGGUUGCCUAGCAAUAAGAUUGGUAGGUUUUGUGGGGUAGCCUGCAGCCCAGCCUAGACUGUCCUGUACCCAAACACACUAGUGGCCGUGUGUUGGCAAAGUAAUUCUAUCAGCAGACUAGGCUGUAGAAAACCCCCUGGCAGAAGUAAAAAAAGAAAUUAGGAAAAAAUUAUUUCAUUCCUUUUCAAAUUAAAAAGAAAUUGUAAAAACUUGUAUCAAAAUUAGUACAUAACUAUAUUAGGAAAGAUGAAGAUGAAAAAAAAAUCUUGAUACUUUAGAGUAAAUCCUGCCCUAGUUUGCUGUUCCUGUUACCUCAGCGAGACAAGAACGUUCUGUGGAAAGAGACCGGUUGCUAACUGCCCCUCAUAUCUUUAAAGUUAGUAUUUAGGUGGUUAUCUUUUGUAAGUUACGAAUCUCGGCCUGAUAUUCCUUUUUGUAUGUUAUAUCUACUUAGAGUAAAAUGUCAUUUCUGUGAUUUUGCAAUAUGUAUCUCUGGCAAUGAAUUGAGAUCUAUUAGAGGAUUUUUUUCUGCUCUUCUUUUACUUUUGUUCUUUUAUUGUCUUCUUUCUUUUUUUUUCCUAAUUUUGUAUCUUUAUAUUGAAUCUAAAUUUCAUACCUGAGGUGCUCCAAAAACAUAGAAAAGAAGGAACUAAUUUAGUGUUUGUUUUAUUUUUAAUUUUGUUCAUUUUUUUAUUAUUGGUAUUUUCUUUUUAUAAAUGCAAAAGGUCGAAUGUUUCUGCAGAUCAGAAAUUAAUUAAAACCAAAGGAUGUCUUUUGUUGGGUUAUUAGUUUAAAAGUAAGUCUUAUAUUUAGUUUUAUUUAAAUGUAGGCUAUAAGUCCAGAGAUCUUAUAAAGUAAUAAUAAUUAAUACUAAUAUUAUUUGUUCUUAAGAUGGUAGUUGCAACCAAGUGGAGUACUAGUCAGGUUAACACAUUUUGUUAAGUGCAGUAUGAGGAUACCACUAUGUGUACGACAUUGUCAUUAUAACUAUAUCAUAUCGUGUAUAGGGUCCAAAGGCGGGGAAUAAAACUUAUAGUGAAGA
Molecule: messenger RNA, 5975 nt
Organism: Penaeus chinensis
Lineage: Eukaryota; Metazoa; Arthropoda; Malacostraca; Decapoda; Penaeidae
Product: protein couch potato-like
Exons: 11
Coding region: 245-1333 (362 amino acids)
Molecular function (GO): mRNA binding
Source: RefSeq, a predicted model, not a curated record